Haemorhous mexicanus (house finch) is the source of this 1129-nucleotide messenger RNA. It is a transcript of the gene MRPL39, whose product is annotated as mitochondrial ribosomal protein L39. Gene Ontology annotation, cellular component: mitochondrion. The record is from RefSeq and is a predicted model, not a curated record. Gene Ontology annotation, molecular function: RNA binding; nucleotide binding. Bases 59 to 1084 code for a protein of 341 amino acids. NCBI's taxonomy places the organism in Eukaryota, Metazoa, Chordata, Aves, Passeriformes, Fringillidae. The transcript has 10 exons.
GCAGCUGCGGCCGGUGUUCCUGCCGGAGCGCGGGAGGUGGCACCGGGGCUGCGGGAGCAUGGCCGCGCCGUGGGCCGCCCGCGGGCUGCGGGCCGGGAAACGGUACAUCUCCACGCCAGCUUUCUCUCGGCUGACGCCCGAUGAGGUGGUUCGGAUGCGAAAUGAGCUCUUCACCAAAGAGAAAGAGAGACAAUUGUCUCUUCACCCACGGAUUGAGAAGAUUGAAGUGAAAUACACUGGGAAGCUGCACCCUGGCAGUGUGUUUGUCAUGAACAAGGCUCUGUCCACACCGUAUAACUGUGCCAUGCAUUUAAGUGAAUGGCAUUGCAAGAACUCUGUUCUGGCUUUUGUGGAUGGUGAAAUCUGGGACAUGUACAGACCCCUGACCAAAUCAUGUGAAAUUCAGUUCCUUACCUUCAAAGAUGAAGAUCCAGAGGAAGUAAACAAGGCAUAUUGGCGUUCCUGUGCCAUGAUCAUGGCGUGUGUGCUAAAGAGAGCAUUCAAGGAUGAAUACUCAGUCAAUCUAGUUAAAGCUCCAGAAGUGCCAGUGAUCUCUGGAGCUUUCUGUUAUGAUGUGGUUUUGGACAAUAAACUGAAUGACUGGAAACCAACAAACGACAACUUCUGUUCUCUUACACGGGAUGCCAAAAAGCUAAUCCAUCAAGACCUGCCCUUUGAAACACUGCAUGUUGAAGCAAAAGUAGCUCGUGAAAUGUUUCAGCAUAAUAAAUACAAAAUGGAGAUGAUAGAAAGAAAAGCUUCUCAGAAUAUGGAAGGAAUUGUACCAUUACAUAGGUUUGGUGACUUUGUAGAUGUCAGUGAAGGUCCUCAUAUUCCAAGGACAAGUUUCUGUUUCCAGUAUGAGAUAACAGCAGCCCAUAAUCUUCAGACUGACCAGUCUGAAUUGAUAAGGAGAUUCCAGGGUGUGUCCUUGCCAGUCCAUUUGAAGGCUCACCACACUGUGUGGCACAAACUGCUGGAAAGAUCAAAGAGGCUGGUCACUGAAGAAUAUUUGGAAACAGCAGCACAAUGUCUUGAGGCGAAAGAUGGAACUGAAGAAGGAAAACAUAUCAAUUUAAAUUAAGUUGAACCUCUAAAUGUACAUAAUAAAACAUGUAUUUUUACAUGA